GAAUAUGCUUUGGCUCUGCUCUGCAAAUAUCCCUUUUCUCUCUGCUAAUCCUUUUGAUUAUUAUAACCUCUCUGUUUCUCUUUUGUCUAUAAGCUAUUAUAUUCGUCUCUUUUCAAUUUCUGUUGGUUUGUUUUGAUCGUUCAAAUUCGUUAUCUGUGAUUUGGACUUGUGGUGAUUUGGAUAUGGAGCUCGUUCAGGACUUGGUUUGGACCGCCUCGGUGGCCCUGAUCCUCUCUUUCUUCGUCGCCAAGCUCGUCGCGAUCGCCAUGGCGGACCGCGAACCGGAAUCGGAGUUCAAGGUCAGUGAGAGUGUCGGCGAUGGAGUCGUUAUGGAGGAGGUGAUAUUCGAAGAGAGGCUGAGAGUCGAAGAGGUUUAUCAGAGCCAGAGGAGGGUUGAAUUCGCCGCAGAAGUGAAGGAGGUUGAUCGAUUCGAAAGUAAACCGGUUCGUCCGGUCGAGGAAGUCGUCGAAUCGGUUCAGCACAGUCAAGGAGGAGAAGAGUCAGCGGCCGUUGAAAUUGCAAAGAAAUCCGACGACGGCGAGAAGGUGUCGGUUGAGAAAGCGAAUGACUCUGAUCCUUGUCAACGUGGCCGUGAUGAGGAGGAUCAGGAAAUUUCGGAGAAUAUACUACGGGAAGAAAUUGGUCCGCAAUCAGCACCAAACGACGUCGUUACAGCACAUUGCAGUGAAGCAAAGGGAAAGAUCGAAGCGGUUGAGGUGAAAUCGGAAAAUUACUACAGCGAUGAAGAUGACUGGGAAGGGAUUGAGAAGAGUGAGCUGGAUGAGGGUUAUACUGCGGCGGUGAAAUCUUAGGGAGGAUGAUUGGCUCCUAGGGCUUUGCUGUUAAUCUCAGGCUUUGACCCUUCACACUUCACAGCGUGCAAAGUGGUAUAAGAAAUUCCUGUUAUCCUCAAUCUGUUAUAUAUAAUUGAUUUGUGUAGCUAUUCAUAUA
Molecule: messenger RNA, 951 nt
Organism: Rosa rugosa (rugosa rose)
Lineage: Eukaryota; Viridiplantae; Streptophyta; Magnoliopsida; Rosales; Rosaceae
Product: acyl-CoA-binding domain-containing protein 3-like
Exons: 1
Coding region: 183-812 (209 amino acids)
Source: RefSeq, a predicted model, not a curated record